AUGUCUAAUGCAGCACAGGGCUCUGUGGACUGCCCCACUCUGGAAUUUGAGUAUGGAGAUGCAGAUGGGCACGCAGCAGAGUUGUCAGAAUUGUAUAGCUACACUGAAAACCUGGAAUUCACCACUAACAGGAGGUGCUUUGAAGAAGAUUUCAAGACUCAAGUACAGGGCAAGGAAUGGCUGGAGUUGGAGGAAGAUGCCCAGAAGGCCUAUGUGAUGGGACUCCUGGACCGCCUGGAGGUGGUCAGUAGAGAGCGGCGACUGAAGGUGGCCCGAGCUGUUCUCUACCUGGCCCAAGGCACCUUUGGGGAAUGUGAUUCAGAGGUCGAUGUGCUACACUGGUCCAGAUACAACUGCUUCCUGCUCUAUCAGAUGGGGACCUUCUCAGCCUUCCUGGAGCUACUCCACAUGGAAAUCGACAACAGCCAGGCCUGUAGCAGUGCUGUUCGAAAACCAGCCAUCUCCAUUGCUGAUAGCACAGAGCUCCGGGUGCUGCUGAGUGUCCUGUACCUACUGGUGGAAAAUAUCCGCCUGGAGCGAGAAACAGACUCCUGUGGGUGGAGGACGGCCAGGGAGACCUUCCGCACUGAAUUGAGCUUCUCCAUGCAUAAUGAGGAGCCUUUUGCCCUUCUGCUUUUCUCCAUGGUUACCAAGUUCUGUAGUGGCCUGGCUCCCCACUUCCCCAUAAAGAAGGUCCUGCUUCUGCUUUGGAAGGUGGUCAUGUUUACCCUCGGUGGAUUUGAGCAUCUACAGGCUCUCAAAGUACAGAAGCGGGCAGAAUUGGGCCUGCCGCCACUGGCUGAGGACAGUAUCCAGGUGGUGAAGAGCAUGCGUGCCGCCUCCCCUCCCUCUUACACUCUGGACCUGGGGGAGUCUCAGCUGGCACCACCACCCUCCAAGUUGCGAGGCCGCCGUGGUUCUCGAAGGCAACUCCUUACUAAGCAAGACAGCCUGGACAUUUACAAUGAAAGAGAUCUCUUUAAGACUGAGGAACCAGCCACAGAAGAGGAAGAGGAGUCUGCUGGCGAUGGAGAACGAACCUUGGACGGAGAGUUAGACCUGCUAGAACAGGACCCUCUGGUACCACCUCCACUUUCACAGGCAACCCUCUCUGCUGAGCGGGUGGCUUUUCCCAAGGGCCUACCCUGGGCCCCAAAGGUCAGGCAGAAGGACAUUGAGCACUUCUUGGAGCUAAGCAGGAACAAGUUCAUCGGAUUCACUCUGGGGCAGGACACAGAUACCUUGGUUGGAUUACCCAGGCCCAUCCAUGAGAGUGUGAAGACCCUAAAGCAGCACAAAUACGUCUCCAUCGCAGAUGUUCAGAUCAAGAAUGAGGAGGAGCUGGAGAAGUGCCCCAUGUCUUUGGGGGAAGAGGUAGUGCCAGAGACGCCAUGUGAAAUCCUCUACCAGGGCAUGCUGUAUAGCCUCCCCCAGUACAUGAUUGCUCUGCUUAAGAUUCUGCUGGCUGCAGCUCCCACCUCCAAGGCUAAGACAGACUCUAUCAAUAUUCUGGCAGAUGUCCUGCCUGAGGAGAUGCCUGUCACUGUUCUCCAGAGCAUGAAGCUGGGCAUUGAUGUGAACAGGCACAAGGAGAUCAUUGUAAAGAGUAUUUCUGCCCUGCUCCUGCUGCUCCUCAAGCACUUCAAACUGAACCACAUCUACCAGUUUGAAUAUGUAUCACAACAUUUGGUAUUUGCCAACUGCAUUCCAUUGAUCCUGAAAUUCUUCAAUCAAAAUAUUUUGUCCUACAUCACUGCUAAAAACAGCAUCUCGGUCCUGGAUUACCCUUGCUGUACCAUCCAGGAUUUGCCAGAACUUACUACAGAGAGUCUGGAAGCUGGAGACAACAACCAGUUCUGCUGGAGGAACCUCUUUUCCUGCAUCAACCUUCUGAGGCUGCUCAAUAAACUGACCAAAUGGAAGCAUUCCAGAACCAUGAUGCUGGUGGUGUUUAAAUCUGCUCCAAUCUUAAAGCGGGCCCUCAAGGUCAAACAGGCCAUGCUGCAACUUUAUGUCCUGAAGCUGCUAAAAAUACAGACCAAGUACCUGGGGCGCCAGUGGAGGAAAAGCAACAUGAAAACCAUGUCAGCCAUUUACCAGAAAGUGCGCCACCGUAUGAAUGAUGACUGGGCUUACGGGAAUGACAUCGAUGCCAGGCCAUGGGACUUCCAGGCAGAAGAAUGCACCUUGAGGGCCAACAUUGAGGCUUUUAAUAGCCGCCGGUAUGACAGGCCUCAGGACUCGGAGUUUUCACCUGUGGAUAACUGCCUGCAGAGUGUGCUGGGGCAGAGGCUGGAUCUGCCUGAGGAUUUCCACUGUUCCUAUGAGAUCUGGCUGGAAAGAGAGGUGUUUUCACAGCCCAUCUGCUGGGAAGAGCUGCUCCAGAAUCACUAAGCUCUUGUCAACAAGCAUCUGCUAGAUGGGGGUUGGCUCCGAUAAAUGGUGCUCUGCCCGCCCUGCUCAUUCAGCCUUCGCUUCCAGUUCUAGAAAUGCUUGUCCAGGGGAGAGCGGCCCAGUCCAAGGACAUCCAGUGGGUUCAGGGUGACCUGUAGACAGUGCAAGGCAGGAUCCUGAAUCACAGAAACUUGAUGAACUCACUCUGGGGUCAUUUGGAUGCCAGGUGACCUUGGAAAUCUCCCGUUGGAUCAGUCCUUCACAUGCUCUUUUGUGGGACCGCUCUCUGCUUAGUUUUACCUAGAACCAGCCUGGCCUUUGCUGGCCCUAAGUGUGCAAAUAAGUUUAUGAUGGCAUUUGGUCCAUGGCAUUCAUCAUGGUAAUGAGAGGUGCAUGUCAUAAAAGAGGGAGAACAUUUUCUUCUUGCUCACCCUGUAUUCCUAGGACUUACCAGAGGUUUGGCAAAACCAACUUUGAAAUUAAGUUGUUUUUUUUAUUUAAAAUUUUGACACUAGUCCUGGCCAGUGUGGCUCAGUUGGUUAAAGG
Myotis brandtii (Brandt's bat) is the source of this 2940-nucleotide messenger RNA. RefSeq names its product striatin interacting protein 2 (gene STRIP2). The transcript is spliced from 21 exons. Lineage: Eukaryota; Metazoa; Chordata; Mammalia; Chiroptera; Vespertilionidae. Gene Ontology annotation, biological process: cytoskeleton organization. Gene Ontology annotation, cellular component: cytosol. Bases 1 to 2394 code for a protein of 797 amino acids. The record is from RefSeq and is a predicted model, not a curated record.